Molecule: messenger RNA, 929 nt
Organism: Monomorium pharaonis (pharaoh ant)
Lineage: Eukaryota; Metazoa; Arthropoda; Insecta; Hymenoptera; Formicidae
Product: bursicon
Exons: 5
Coding region: 38-835 (265 amino acids)
Biological process (GO): G protein-coupled receptor signaling pathway
Cellular component (GO): bursicon neuropeptide hormone complex; extracellular region
Molecular function (GO): G protein-coupled receptor binding; neuropeptide hormone activity
Source: RefSeq, a predicted model, not a curated record
UGUUUGUUAAAAGUACAUCAAUAAAAACAGUACUAUAAUGCUGGUAAUCCCAUUACUAAUUCUCAUGGUUUCCGUUACAAUGGGCGAUGCUGAAAUAACCGAGAUAGAUGAAGAAAGUUGCGAAACUCUACAAUCGGAAGUACGUAUCACUAAAGACGAAUAUGAUGAAAUAGGACGUUUAAGAAGAACAUGUAGUGGGGAUGUAUCUGUUACAAAAUGCGAAGGAUUCUGUAACUCGCAGGUACAACCGAGCGUUGUUACUACUACCGGUUUCUCAAAGGAAUGCUACUGUUGCCGUGAGAGUUAUUUGAAGGAAAGAUUCGUUAUCCUAAAUCAGUGUUACGACGCGGAUGGAAUCAAAUUGAUAGGCACGGAUGACGAAAUGAUGGAGAUCAAGAUACGGGAACCAGCCGAAUGUAAAUGUAUGAAGUGCGAGGCAAUCGUUGGAGUGGACGAGUGUCAGGCAACACGGGUAAUACACUUCCUUCAGUACCCAGGUUGUGUCCCAAAGCCAAUUCCAAGUUACGCAUGUAGAGGACGAUGCAGCAGUUAUCUACAGGUAUCUGGCUCGAAGAUGUGGCAAAUGGAGAGGAGCUGCAUGUGCUGUCAGGAGAGUGGCGAAAGAGAGGCUAGUGUCUCCUUGUUCUGUCCACGGGCGAAACCAGGGGAGAAAAAGUUUAGGAAGGUGAUUACCAAAGCACCGUUGGAGUGCAUGUGUAGACCGUGCACCAGCGUGGAAGAGUACGCAAUAAUACCGCAGGAGAUCGCAGGAUUCGCCGAUGAAGGUCCCUUUGCUACGUCCGCACACUUCAGACGAUCCUCCGGUUUGCGGUAAACCAUCUGAAACGAUUGCUUGUCCUAUACGAAAGAUAUAUAAUUUAUUCCCUAUUAUGUGUCAUGAAAACUAAUAAAGAGAAUCUCUAAUAUAA